AUGAAAGCUGGUCCUUGUCCUUGGUCUGGUCUGGUCCUCUUCUACCUGACUUGUACUCCGUACUGGUAUCUGAUCAUCUUCCUUGCGCCCGUGCUGCUGCCAUGUCUGCUGUGGCAACGGUUCUCUCGCUUGCUGCAGAGGUAUCUUUUACCGCAAAUGGCGCCUGGCCGGUACUUGGCUAGCGCUCCUGACCGCAUGCAUGUGCCGCUUGGCCAGUAA
Messenger RNA from Akanthomyces muscarius, 219 nucleotides. RefSeq lists its product as uncharacterized. The record is from RefSeq and is a predicted model, not a curated record. The transcript has 2 exons. Lineage: Eukaryota; Fungi; Ascomycota; Sordariomycetes; Hypocreales; Cordycipitaceae. The coding region runs from base 1 to 219 and encodes 72 amino acids.